Megalops cyprinoides (Indo-Pacific tarpon) is the source of this 3911-nucleotide messenger RNA. It is a transcript of the gene def6c, whose product is annotated as DEF6 guanine nucleotide exchange factor c. The record is from RefSeq and is a predicted model, not a curated record. Gene Ontology annotation, cellular component: cytoplasm; nucleus. The transcript is spliced from 12 exons. Bases 133 to 1989 code for a protein of 618 amino acids. NCBI's taxonomy places the organism in Eukaryota, Metazoa, Chordata, Actinopteri, Elopiformes, Megalopidae.
GUCCUUGAUAGGCUUCUCCCGUGAGCUCGCAGUCUCCACCCCACACUCUACCUGCACUGGCGCAUCGCCUUUCUGCGCUCCUCUCGGUUCGAGCGCUGUUUGGAAUGUAGCGCGCAGCAAGGCAGCGGCGCAAUGGAACUCAAAUCCGAACUCCUCAAGUCCAUCUGGUACGCGUUCACGUCGCUGGACGUGGAGCAGAGCGGGAAGGUGUCCAAGUCCCAGCUGAAGGUGCUCUCCCACAACCUGUACACAGCCCUGAACAUCCCUCACGACCCCGUGGCCCUCGAGGAGCACUUCCGGGACGACGAUGAUGGCCCCGUGUCCCGGCAAGGGUACAUGCCCUACCUCAACAAGUACAUCCUGGACAAGGCCAAGGAGGGGACCUUUGACAAGGAGACCUUUGACGACCUGUGCUGGAUGAUGACGUCAAAGAAGAACUACAAACCCAGCGUGUCAGUGGGCGUUUGCUCGCGGCAGGACUGCUUCAAGCUCUUCUGCCUCUUCAACCUGCUGUCCGAGGACCACUACCCCCUAAUCAUGAUCCCCGCAGAGGUGGAGUACCUCUUGAAAAAGAUCUCCACAGCGAUGAACCUCGAAUGGGAUCCAAAGCUGCUGGAGGACCUGCUGUCCCAGGAUCCUUCUCUCCGUGAGGGGUUGUCUGUCUGGAUGCUGCUAGAGCACAUGAACAGUGGGAGACUCCUCCACAUCAACAACAUGGAGGCCUUCAGUCUGGCCCUGGACGAUGUCUUCCAGGAGAUGUACCACAACGUCCUCAAGAAGGGCUACAUGUGGAAGAAAGGUCAUGUCCGCAGGAACUGGAACGAGCGCUGGUUCGUCCUCAAGUCCUCCAACAUCUCCUACUAUGUCUGCGAGGACAUGAAGGAGAAGAAGGGGGAGAUCCUGCUGGAUGAGAACUGUGUGGUGGAGGCCAUUCCAGACAAGGAGGGCAAACGCUGCCUGUUCUGUGUGAAGACGUACACCAGGACCUACGAGAUCAGCGCCUCGGACCUGAAGCAGCGCGUGGAGUGGAUGCAGGCCAUUCAGACGGCACUGCGCCUCCUCCGGGAGGGGAAGACCUCCCAGCACCACGAGCUGAAGCUACGCAGGAGGGAGCAGAGGGAGAGCAGCCCCCGUGGCCGUGCGGAGGAGCACAGCCUGCAGGAGCUGCAGGAGGAGAAGGAGCGGCAGGAGCAGGAGAUCGAGAACAUCAUCCAGCAUCAGAGGAAGAUGGAGGCGCAGCGCAGGGAGGCGGAGGAGAAGGAGAAGGAGCGGCAGAGGGAGGUGCAGAGGGACCUGGAGAGACAGCUGCAAGAGGCCGAGAAGGCGAGAGACAGCAUGGUGGUGGAAAUGGCGGAGAAGGACAGGCACGCGGAGCAGCAGCGGAAGAGAAUCAAGGAGCUGGAGGUCACACAGGAGAGGCUGGAGGCAGCGCUGAACGCCGAGAUACAGGCCCGCAUGGAGGAGGAGAAAGCGCGACUGGAGCAGGAGAGGCUCCUGCAGGAGGAGGAGGAGAAGCUGAAGCAGCUGCAGCGUCUGCAGCAGGAGCAGGAGGCCAAGCUGCAGGAGAGCCAGCAGGAGAACCAGAGCCCGGAGCUGCAGCAGGAGGAGAACGCCAGCACCUCCGCCCUGAACGCUGCCUCCCGCGAGCUGGAGACACUAAGGGAGACACGCCAGAGGAGCAACCAGCACCUGGAGGAGGCUCAGGAGAAGCUGCGAACCGCGAGUCGACACGUGAAGCACUGGAAUGUGCAACUGAAUCGGCUGAUGAGGCCCAUCACUCCCGGAGAUCGCUUCGGGCAUCGGCCGACCAUGAAGCGCACUCACAAAGAUCCAGACAAAGCCUUUACCAGCCGAGAGUUUGUCACCAAAUACCAGACCGAUGCCAACCAGGAGUCUCGCCUCUCUGACGGCCAAUCAUCUGAGGAGGAUGGGGAGGUUCAGGGGCAGCUGGAAGCUGUCAGCCUGUCAGAUGCAGACAGGACAGCAUAGACGCACGCCAUUGGACGAGGCCAUUACAACAGGAGGUCGGCGCUCUGUGUGCUUCAGAGAGUGGAGAUCGGGGCACAGUUUUAACACUCCAACCACAACAGUACUAAUGGUGGAUGAUUCUUUUUAUGUAAAAUAUUUUGUGAUUCAGCGGUUGACACUGCCAUUGAAUCAUAGGGCUGAAGGACGUUUUGGUGACUGUAUCAAUAAACAAUUGCCAGUUCACGUGACUGUUGAAACUCUUGUAACUGGGAUUGUUUCGCGGUUUGGGUUUGGGGUUGGGGUUGGGAUCGGUCAGUUGUGGCCGGUGUUCAUGGAUACUGUUGAAUGGUCAUAUAAAGAUGGGUCCCGGGAACUCAAUAUGCUCCAGCCAUCAGGGGGGAUAAAAAGCCUGUCCACAAUGGUCCACUCAUGCUCACCCGAAAUGGAACAGAAGAUGAUCUCCAUGAUUUCGGAUGGACUGAGAAAGCCUGCGGGACAGUGGCCAUAGUUCUGAGGCCCAUUCGAUCUGAAACAACCAAUGGGUCUGAGGCCCGUCAUCAGUGACUCAGAUUUACCAAUAUUUCUGAGUCAGUAUGCAACAGCUACAGGAAGACCAACCUUUUAUGAACUAAGAACUUUUCUUCGAGAAUUGUCAGGACUACCACCAUCCAUAUUGCCUGGGAUAUAGAUAAACAGCCAUGUAAACAGUAUAUAGGUUUAUUAUAUGAACUGAAGCUACUAUACAUGAGUAAUUUCUGAGGAAAAGGAAACUUUAAGAGACAAAAGAUAUCUUUACCACAAACAAUUGUCAGACUUCCAUUAAUAAGAAAAUAUGAUCUCAUUGCUGUCUGUCACCCUGUGAUAUCAACCUUAUCCUAUAUCCAUGAAUAACCUUCAACACAAAAAAGUUAGAGGUUUUAUUCACUGUACACAUGUCUGAGACAGUCCUCCACAGCUGUGUCUCUGCACAGAGUUCCAGAACCGGAAGGUAUCUGAGGAUUAUUCAUUAGCACAGAGACCAUUGCCUGGUUUGGUCCUCGUUCUUAUCACUAUUGAUGUGCCUAAACAAGCAGCAUAUGCUACAGAUAGAAUUAUCACUGCCACCCUUUCAGAAAAAAAUUCAAACCUACAGGCUUGUGAGUAUUCAUGAGAAUUUUUUUUCAGAGAACUGCCAUUAUCAGAAACAUUGCAGGAAGUGUGAAGGAGGGAAGGGCCUCGAGACAGAGAAUGAAGUCUGGAAUGUGUGUGUCUGCUGGUAAAGCCCUCCUCACACCUCAUUGUCUGCUUUCCCUGGAAGAGAAGAAGGCUUUUUUUACUGGAAGCCUGACAGACCCUUUAAUGACACUCGCACAAUAAAAUGAGCAGCAAACUGUGACCGCUGCAUGCAAUGGACUGUACUUUGAAAUGUGACACCGCCCCUUGUUAUCUCUCACACCCUUGGCCACCCUUGGCUACCCUUGGCUACACAGUCACAUUGUCAUCAGCGCAGUUAUUUAAGUUUAAUAAAGAUCUCCCCCGGGCACGCGGGUCACUGAAUUUAAUAGCUAAAUAAAACCGCCCUUCCUACUUUAUCUAAUGCACAGCACAUUCAUGACAAUAUAUAAAAAGAUGAGUAUGUCUUCUAAACAUCAUUCUGUGGGUUUUGUAUUUGGUGCGUCAGUCCACAUCAACGGGGGCUGGCAACAAGGCUUUAGCACCAGAAGUUCAUCUUGAGUCAAUGGAGGGGAUACACAGCCUCUGGUCACCCCUGUUUUGUCAAAGGGUUCAACUGCUGCAAAAUUGUGGCAAGUUGUAUGCCUUUAUGUGUGCACAUCAUGCAUCAAACCUGUCUGUGCAGCCUACGAAUGGUCAAUAAUAGAGACACUUGCAAAAUAAAAUACGGAGGCUAACAUAUGGAGUAGGUCCUCUUCCACUCAUUCAGUGUUUGCGCGGUGUCCUUCUCA